AUGAAUUAAGCUCCUAUGGACCCAUUAUCACCUAAUAAAUCAUAUAUGAGUAUGUAAGGAUAAACCAAUACUUUAGGGCUAGAAAAACAUGUCAAGCACAUUUUUAUGCAAACAUAGAAUACGAUUGAAACAUUAAAUGAAGAAUUAGAGAAUCAAAAAAAGGUUAACGAAGAUCUAUAGUGGAAGCUGACAGAUUUAAAUUCUUAAAAAAGUAGUUUGCAAACAAAGACUAAAAAUUUAGAAUAGGAGUUACGUGACCAAAAGAUAAAAGUUGAAGAUCUUUUAAAGAAGAAGAAUGACUUUAAGUCAUAAAUCUAAAUUAUGAGAAAAGAAUUAUAAAAUAUAAAUGAUGACUGGGAGAACAAAAGAAAAGAGCUUCUCCAUCAAAUUAAUCAACAAAGAGAACAAUAAAUUUAACUUGAAGAUGAACGCAAUCGUGAAAAAAUAGCAUUUGAGCAAGCUUCAAGACAGUACUAGCAAAAGAUAGAGUCUAUUACUAAUUCAAUUCGCUCAACUAAUGCAGAAAUAGCUAAGUAUUAGGGAUUGAUAGCCAAGUUGAAAGAAAGAGAAAAAUUCUCUAUGGAUACAAUUAUGAAUGAGACCUUCAAAUUCAAAGAGUUCCUUGAGUCACAAGUACCCGAUAAUGUCCAUGGAUCAGGCAUGGAAGACCUAAAUAAAUUAAAUUGA
Molecule: messenger RNA, 687 nt
Organism: Tetrahymena thermophila SB210
Lineage: Eukaryota; Ciliophora; Oligohymenophorea; Hymenostomatida; Tetrahymenidae
Exons: 1
Source: RefSeq, a predicted model, not a curated record